ACUACAAUAUUAUAAUUUCAAGCCAAAACAAAUGUAGUUUCGUCGCGAAUGGUAAAAUACCAGAAAGACAGCGGCUGUAUCAUUUCUGAUCUCAUACAUAAGACAGAAAAAGAGGUUGUCUGAAAUCUCCAAAGUACCCUCAAAUUGUCACCAGAUAUCGUACCGACUUCCCUUUUUUAACUCUUCGUCUUUCUCUACAACGAUCUGAACACUUUCUUCUUGAGCUCCCCCUAAAUCUCCAGCCCUUCUUUCGAUUCCCUGAAAUUCUUGCAUUCCCAACUUUUCAUUUCCCGAUUAUAACCCUGAAAACAUCAUGGAUCUGGCCCCGGAAGAGCUGCAGUUCUUGUCCAUACCAGAUAUCCUCAGAGAAUCAAUUUCAAUCCCAAAAAGAUCCCCAAAAACCUUCUAUCUCAUUACCUUAGCUCUCAUUUUUCCUCUUUCUUUUGCCAUUUUAGCUCACUCGCUUUUCACCCAUCCAAUCUUAACUCAACUCGAAUCCCAUCCGUUAGCCGACCCGGCCCAAACCCGUCAUGAGUGGACCCUCCUCUUGACCUUUCAGUUCUGUUACCUUAUCUUCCUCUUUGCCUUCUCUCUUUUAUCAACAGCUGCAGUUGUCUUUACAGUUGCAUCUCUCUACACGUCAAAGCCGGUCUCUUUCUCUUCGACGAUCUCAGCCAUACCCAAGGUUUUUAAGCGCCUUUUUAUAACCUUCGCCUGGGUUUCUCUCUUGAUGUUUGUCUACAAUGCCUUGUUGAUUGCUUUCUUGGUCAUAUUUGUCAUUGCCGUUGAUACCCGGAAUGCCCUUUUAUCGUUCUUGGCAUUUAUGGUAAUUUUGGUGCUCUUUUUGGGUGUUCAUGUUUACAUAACGGCGCUAUGGCAUUUGGCCAGUGUGGUGUCGGUGCUUGAACCGAUUUACGGGCUUGCAGCAAUGAAGAAGAGCUAUGAGUUGUUGAAAGGGAGGGUGAAGAUGGCUUUCAUUUUGGUUUUUGGAUAUUUGGCUAUUUGUGCUGUGAUUGGGGGUAUUUUCGGAAGUGUGGUGGUACAUGGAGGAGAAAGUUAUGGGGUUUUUGGGAGAAUCGUGGUGGGGGGAUUUUUGGUUGGAGUUUUGGUGAUAGUGAAUCUGGUAGGCUUGUUGGUGCAGAGUGUAUUUUACUAUGUUUGUAAGAGUUACCAUCAUCAGGGAAUCGAUAAGAUUGCUUUGCAUGAUCAUCUUGGUGGGUAUCUUGGGGAGUACGUGCCUCUCAAGAGCAGCAUUCAAAUGGAGAACUUGGAUGCUUGAUUCAAGAAAGGAAAAGUUGUAUUUUGUGAAAUGAUGUAGGAAGCAAAUAUCAUUCAAAUGGGUAUGUGGGAUCCUAAACUGUUUAGCGCACUGCUCUUCACAUAUUUGUUCCUCUUCUCCUUCACCCCUCCCCCCUUCCCUUUUAUUCUUUUGCAAUAAAAGUUUUACUGUGUAACUGUCUUUCGUUUCCGCUUUAUGUUUCCAUAACUUUUAAGCAUGAGCUGUUAAAUGAUAAAUUUGUAUGUUAGACUGAAACGUUACAGUAGCUGAAUGAUCAUACUGUUCUUUCUCUUGUCAGUGUUUAUUAUGUCACUGAGAAAUGAGUUUUAGAGUUGGAUUGCUGGAGUUGAUCCAAAUUCUAGGAUUCCCUGAGGAUCAUGUGAUGAGCAUUUACUUCCUAAUUUCCUUCAUUUGUAGUUUGUUUAAGCAAACUGGAAGCUAUUGUUGUAGAGGUCCAACAACAUAGAGGCAUUAUGAAUUUCCAUAGUCAUUUGGCAUUUUCUAACUUUGACAGCCCUGACCCUUUUGUAAUUCAGUUCUGCAUGACCUAUUUCAACCGUAAUUGUUUAUCUUGAUUGAAAUGUAUCAUUUUCUCUAAGAGAGGUAAACACGAGUUGAUUUGGGUUCUAGGCCCUCCUAUACGAGGAAGUCCAAUAUGCCAGAAACAGAGAGAAAUAUAAACAUGUCCAAAAGCUUCAUUGUGUAGUUGUGUGCUGUCAGCCAUCCUUUGAAAGGAAUGAUUGGAAUUAUCAUCUUUGAUGACUGUUUAAAUAUUGUAGAUCCUACCCAAUUCCGUUUUCCACCAAGCAGUUAUUCAUUCCUUUUCAUCUGGUUUCUAUUUGCUGUGGCUGGGUAGAAUUUGGUUCCUGAAUGAAUGGUGCAAGUUAGAUGUCAUUAUCAUCGUUUUAAACGUUCUACUCCUUUAGAGAGAUAGAGAUGUGCUUCUGAAAAUCUCUUAUAAAACUUUGAAGAGAGGAGGUGGAAAUCGGAAAACCAGACUAAAUCAGGUUGGUAUCGGAUACAUUUUUUCUUUUGUAAGAGGGAUCUAACGUUUCCACAUCUGUUCACUCGGAUUAGUCUUUUUGGUGGUUAUAUUAAGCCCCAAUUAGUAUUGUUGUUGA
This is a messenger RNA of Durio zibethinus, 2400 nucleotides long. RefSeq lists its product as uncharacterized. The record is from RefSeq and is a predicted model, not a curated record. Lineage: Eukaryota; Viridiplantae; Streptophyta; Magnoliopsida; Malvales; Malvaceae.